CCGACCGGACCGGGUUGGAAUAUACUCACAUUUACAACUCUCCAUCUGUUCUCCUACGCGAGUUUGGUUUGAGGGCUUUUGAAACUAGAAUCACUCCGAACGGGUUGUUUUUGCUUGUGAUUUCUUUAAUGAAUUUGUCUCUAGUAGCUAUCUCCCAAAACUAGUGGGUGUCCAUUCAUCCAAAUGUUUCGCCUGCCGGUCUCGCUUUGCAUGUAGCCGGUGGUUUCAGCCUGCGCCCAGGUGGUUCACGCGAAUUUGCGACGGGGAUUUUAUUUGUCUUUAUAUUUGUUGGAUAGAGACAUCCCUUUUUAUUUAUUGGAAAGCGUGUACACUAUUUUUCCCCAACAAUGGCUGAUGCUAAUGCAGAAUGCAAUAUCAAGGUGUUGUGUAGAUUUCGUCCUCUGAACAAGUCCGAAAUUAUCCGCGGAGAUAAAUUCAUCCCAGUAUUUCAGGGAGAAGACACUGUCAUCCUGGGGGGGAAGUCAUACGUGUUUGACCAGGUGUUUCCUACGAACACCACCCAGAUACAGGUCUACAACACCUGCGCCAAGCAGAUUGUCAAAGAUGUUUUGGGUGGAUACAAUGGGACUAUAUUUGCCUAUGGGCAGACGUCCUCUGGAAAAACACACACCAUGGAGGGGAACCUUCAUGAUCCCCAGGGAAUGGGAAUCAUCCCCCGGAUCGCAGAGGACAUUUUUGAACAUAUAUUUGCUAUGGAUGAGAACCUAGAAUUUCACAUAAAGGUCUCCUAUUUCGAGAUCUAUAUGGAUAAGAUACGAGACCUGCUGGAUGUGACCAAAACCAACUUGUCGGUGCAUGAAGACAAACACAGAGUUCCUUACGUGAAGGGCUGCACGGAGCGCUUUGUGACGAGUCCCGAGGAAGUGAUGGAUGUGAUAGAUGAAGGGAAGGCCAGCCGUCACGUUGCUGUCACCAACAUGAAUGAGCACAGUUCCCGCAGUCACAGCAUCUUCCUGAUAAACAUCAAACAAGAAAACGUGGAGACAGAGCAGAAGCUGUGUGGGAAGCUGUACCUGGUGGACCUCGCUGGGAGUGAGAAGGUCAGUAAGACAGGUGCAGAGGGAGCAGUGCUGGAUGAGGCCAAGAACAUCAACAGGUCUCUGUCGGCGCUGGGGAACGUCAUCUCAGCCUUGGCCGAGGGAACGAAAUCUCACGUGCCGUACCGUGAUAGCAAAAUGACUCGCAUCUUACAGGACUCACUGGGCGGGAACUGUCGCACCACCAUGUUCAUCUGUUGCUCUCCGUCCAGCUACAAUGAUGUGGAGACCAAAUCCACCCUGAUGUUCGGCCAACGAGCCAAGACCAUCAGAAAUACUGUAUCUGUGAACCUUGAGCUCACAGCAGAGCAGUGGAAGAAGAAGUACGAAAAGGAAAAGGAGAAGAACAGGUUAUUGAAGGAGACUGUUCAGAGACUGGAGACUGAGCUGAACUGCUGGAAGAACGGUGAGGCUGUCGAGUUAGAGCAACUGAGCCCUGAAGACAUCCCCCUGGUUCCUCCUGAAUCUGAGGAGCCCGUUCCCGACAUAUGCACCCCCUGCAGUCCCUGCACCCCCUGCAGCCCCUGCUCUGUUGCCUCUUCCAUUGUGGUUCACAUCUCUGAGGAGGAGCGGCAGAAAUAUGAGGCGGAGAUCCGCAAGCUUUACAAACAGAUGGAUGAUAAGGAUGAUGAGAUCAAUCACCAGAGCCAGAUGGUGGAGAAACUGAAGGAGCAGAUGCUCGACCAGGAGGAGCUUCUGGCAUCCUCCAGGGGUGACAGCGAGAAGGUGCAGUCAGACCUCGGCAGGCUGCAGACGGAGAAUCAAUCCGCCAAGGCCGAGGUGAAAGAAGUCCUCCAGGCUCUGGAGGAGCUGGCAGUGAACUACGACCAGAGGAGCCUGGAGGUCGAGGAGAGGAGCGUGCAGAAGAAGCUGCUGGCUGAAGAGCUGGCCAAGAAAGUGGCUCAACUCAAGGCUGUAGAAGCAGAGCUGUCUCGCAUCCAGGAAGUGAGCGGCCAUCAAAGGAAACGCAUCACUGAGAUUCUCAACAGCCUGAUGAGGGACCUGAGUGAGUUCAGCACCAUCGUUGGGAACAGGGACAUCAAGCUGCCCGUGGAGAUCACCGGUUCAAUCGAAGAGGAGUUCACAGUGGCCCGCCUCUACAUCAGUAAGAUCAAGUCUGAGGUGAAGUCCAUGCUGAAACGCUGCCGUCAUCUGGAGAGCCACCAGAUGGAGUGUCACCGCAAGAUGGAGGAGACAGGCAGAGAGCUGUCCUCCUGUCAGCUCCUCAUUUCACAGCACGAGGCAAAGAUCUGCUCUCUGACGGACUACAUGCAGAAUGUGGAGCUGAAGAAGAGGAAGUUGGAAGACAGCUAUGACUCUCUGAGUGAAGAGCUGGCCAAACUCCAAGCUCAAGAGAGCAUGGCACUGGUCACCAGCGGCGAGAAUCCCUCUUCUGUCCAGGAUUCCUGUGAUAUAAAGAGGGCUCUGGAGCAGCAGAUGGAGUCACAUCGUGAGUCGCACAGCAAACAGCUCGGUCGCUUGCGAGAUGAGAUCAAUGAGAACCAGAAGAUCAUCGACGACUUAACUGAUUGUAACCAGAAGCAGGAGCUGGAGUUGGAGCAACUGCAUUACGACUUUCAACAUCUCAGGAGUCAAGAACAUCACAAGAGCCGGCAGCUGGAGGAACUGACAUUUCUCCAUGAGCGACAUGAGCAGUCCAAGCGGGACCUCAAAGGGCUGGAAGACACGGUUGCUCGUGAGCUCUACACCCUGCACAACCUCCGCAAGCUUUUCGUUCAAGACCUCACGACCCGAGUUAGAAAAAGUGCACAGUUGGAGCUUGAUGAGAGAGGGGGAUAUAUCAGUCAGAAACAGAAGAUUUCCUUUCUUGAAAACAACCUCGACCAGCUUACAAAAGUUCACAAACAGCUGGUGCGUGACAAUGCAGAUCUUCGCUGUGAGCUUCCAAAACUGGAGAAACGUCUUCGGUCUACAGCUGAGCGAGUCAAGGCUCUGGAGGUCGCGCUGAAGGAGGCGAAGGAAGGAGCCAUGAAGGACCGCCAUCGCUACCAGCAGGAGGUGGAGCGCAUCAAGGAUGUGAUGAGGGUCCGCAAUCCCUUCCGCCGGCCCCAUGCUGCACAAAUAGCCAAGCCUGUGCGUGCCGGCCACUCGUGCUCUCCCACUAACCCCUUCUACAUCCGAGGCUACAGCGAUCACCCCGUUGCCUUCUAUAAAGCUGACUUCCACAACAGCAGCAUGAAACAAGAAGCUGCUCCUGCUGCUCCUGCUACACCAGAGAGUGAGCCCAGGUUACCUGAGGCCAACUCCAAACAGAGCAGCCCCACCAAACACCCCCACCCCCAGGUCGACGACUCACACGACAACGAAGCUCAGGACAGCGACUCACACGACAACGAACCUCAGGACAGCGACUCACACGACAACGAAGCUCAGGACAGCGACUCACACGACAACGAAGCUCAGGACAGCGACUCACAUGACAACGAAGCUCAGGACAGCGACUCACACGACAACGAAGCUCAGGACAGCGACUCACACGACAACGGACCUCAGGACAGCGUCGGUCAGGACAACAUGCUUCCUGCUGAACCUCAGAGUCGAGCAGACAAGAACACGGCAGAGAUGCUCGAUUCAGAAAACGGAAACACCACAGAUAUAAAUGACAACAGUAUGUGUCUGAAUGUGAAUUCUGUGCUCAGAACGGACGUCUGCGACAAUCAGGAUCCAGCCAAACUCUACGGCCUGCAUCCCGAGGCCACGACCAGCUAAUAGUCCUGAGCAGGCAGAUGCUUUUUCUGAGGCCUCCUCUGUAAAUCUGCAUGCAGCUGAUCACUGUCCGCCCCUCCUCUCCUUCCCCUCUUCUCCUCACCUGCUGUAAACAGACCUUUAUCUCUCCUCUGUCCCCUGUCCUUCCCCUGCUUGCUCAUCCUUUUCCUUCUUGUACAAUGAUGUGGGGUGUAUGUGGGUAUCAGUAAGAUCUGUGGCACUGCGUCUCAAAUGCCCGACCUGGAAGCUUACAAUAAUAAAUAUUGCUGCACACGCUCCCUCAUGAAAAGGGGCCACAGAGAAGAGAAGGUGCAGUGCUGUAGGUAGCCACUAGUGUGUGCUGUUUGUCUCAGUGACGGUAUUACGGUGGACAAAACCAGGACAACUGUAAGCUAAUGUUUGACUUUGUCAUUAUUACCAUUCUAAAACAUUUAUAUGGAGUUGAAAACUCCAUGAUGUACAACAUAAAACAGUGAACCUCAAGCUCACGUUACUAAUAUUUACACUUUUUGACUGCAUGUUGUUUUUUGAUGUUGGUCUUUGGCUUUUCUUGGGAAUUACAUGCAAUAGGAAGAGAGCAAGUGAGGGUACAUAUUACCAUGAAAUGUCUAAAUUUAGUCAGUAAGUCAAGUUAAAAUGGGCAUUCUUAAAUGUAUUUUGUUAAAGGGUGAUAUAAUAAAAAAUAUAUAUUGUCAACAAACCUCGUAAAUAGAGCAAAAAGCAACAGUUGUUAAUUCUGUCUGAGUAUUUUAUUACCUGCCGAGUCUGUCUGUGGCUUUCAGUCUUAAGCCUACUGAAGAAUACGUAAAUCCUUUAAAAAUAGGCCCAGAAAAUAUUGUUGCAUUCGUAGUAAAAGGCUUAAUUAUUUUCUUAAAACUACUAGCCACUGUAUUAUUUAGGAAACACUUCUAAAAUAGAAAUAAACAGCGCAUUUGUAGGGACUACUAGCAGCCGUAGAAUAAUAUAGUGUUGUGUGAGUUUUUACAGCAGCAGGAUGGUGUAUGUGGGAUUGAUUGGUGUAAAUGGCAGUGCCCUUUACAUGGUAAUGAGGAAAUAUGUUAUCCAAUGCAGCUGUGUUUCUCAUUGGUGUGUUUUGAAACAAGGGAAGUCCUUUGCACAGAGGAAGCAGCUACUGUACUGUAUAUCAGGCUUAACAGUAGAUUCCUGUUUCUACUAAUCACUCAUUUCUAUACUUAUUGCUGUUUUUUGUCUUUUGGUAUAUUUGUUGACAAUUAGAAAAUAUGGAAUAUCCCCGCACUUAUCAUUUAGAAUAAAACUUUUGGACAUUUGGGAGAAAUACAAAAUAAUAAUUUCACCAGGCUGGUAGUAGUCAUAGGAGCAAUAUAUAAUACUUUAUGACAUGUAGGUAGACCAACACACACUAAACUAAACAUAUGAACACCUGCCACAGUUUAAACUUGGCGAGGCCUUAAUUUAGACAGCAGACAAUUUCCCACAUUAGCCCUUUUGUACUCAAAUAAACAAAGGACAAUUAAGUGUAUGCUGGAUAUACAGUCUUUAUCUCCUCAAGACUCUAUAGUUUUGUAUUUUGGUACCCUUUAAGGAUAUGUUUCAGAUACUUACAUUCCAUAUUACACUGUGUUUUCCUCUAGUUCAAUAAAGAAACAACUGUCAGCCUAAAAAGUGUGUAUCUCAAUAAAGUAGCAAAUAAAUCACACUUUUUGUAAGCACUUAUAAGGCUUGAUUGGUUGUAGUGCUAUCUCACCUAGAAAAUAUGGUCAAUAAGGUACUAGGCUAAGAUUGUCUAAUAUAAAAAUGUUCACGUUUUCAGUGGUUAACGUAAGUCAUCACCGCAUGUUGGACUGUUGGUACACUGCACUGGUUUAUCGGAAAAGCAACUUAAAUGUGGGGUAGGUAAGUUUGAGAAACCGGUUUGAGAUACACUUUUUGUUAUAUUCCAUGGAAUGCUCUUAACAUCCCGAUAGCAAUGAAUAUCUUAAGUGCUUUGACAAAAAAUCCAUAAAAAAAUGUCAUCUGUGGAAGCCUUAGUACUGUAAAAAGCACGACCAAUCAUUUGAGCCGGCCCGGCUAAAAUAACUGGAUGGCCUACCUGCCUGUCAGCCUUCCAUCUGUGCACAAAACUUAUCUCGUGCCCUCAUUGGUCAUGUGUGCGUUCGUGUGUGUUGGAGGAGGGGCUCUGUAAGGAAGUGGCAGAUUUUUUCCGGUUGUGUAUUUUCAAAUUCUAGCGCACUCGAGCUGGAAUUUCUCCAAAAUUACCUACCCCACCUUUAAAUAAAAAAGUUAAUUUUAAAACAUAUUUUUCCUGAGUUUAGAAGACUGACUGUCAUAGUAGAGAGACUUUUAAACUGUAAAUCAUACAAAAAAUGGCCUGUCAGGGAUUGUCUGUGAGAUAUUCAGUCUUUAUCUAAUAUGUCAGUCAAAAGCAUGGAAGAGUGGGAAAAAAAGAAUUGUGUAGCAACUAUUUUUAUACUGCUAAUCCUAGUUUAAAAGAAAAAUAUAUAUUAUUUAUAAUUUGUUCUAUUUUAAAUGUAAAUGAUAUGCUAUGUAUUCUUAAUUUAUAGCAGUUGUUGAAUGUGAAAUGUUUGCAUAUGCGUGCUUCAAAUGGUUUGGAUCUCAGAUUUCCAAUGUGUUAUCAUUGAAUGAAAAUGUCAUUCCAAUAUGAAUUUGUCUAACAGAGGACUAUCGUUCUUUACGAACCUCCUCAGAUUGAAACCAAAACGCUGACUGAAGUGAGUCAGUUAAAGAGGCGGUCUAUGAAACAUAAAGUAAGGGUUACUCUAGGUUAUCUUCUGUUACAGCCCCAUCUUAUCCCUCUCUUCUCACACACACACACACACACACACACACACACACACACACACACACACACACACACACACACACACACACACACACACACACACACACACACACACAC
Molecule: messenger RNA, 6684 nt
Organism: Gymnodraco acuticeps
Lineage: Eukaryota; Metazoa; Chordata; Actinopteri; Perciformes; Bathydraconidae
Gene: kif5ab
Product: kinesin family member 5A, b
Exons: 29
Coding region: 348-3788 (1146 amino acids)
Biological process (GO): mitotic spindle organization; microtubule-based movement
Molecular function (GO): microtubule binding; microtubule motor activity; ATP binding
Source: RefSeq, a predicted model, not a curated record